Racocetra persica is the source of this 219-nucleotide messenger RNA. The record is from the annotation of a GenBank genome assembly. Lineage: Eukaryota; Fungi; Glomeromycota; Glomeromycetes; Diversisporales; Gigasporaceae.
AAAAUUGUUGAUAACAAUUAUAUAAGAUACAUUAAUAUUCUCAAGAAAGAUCCAGCAACACCAACACAGAAGAUCCAGUGGAUUGUGAAGAUUAAACAAUCUUCACAUUCAAUAAAUGAAGAACGAAAGCGAAGAAGAGACGGUAGUGAUGUGACCCGGUCGUAUUGUAUCCGAACAGAACAACGCCAUGGCGUAGGAUCGCGUAAAGAAAUCGUUUGA